Molecule: messenger RNA, 1696 nt
Organism: Sphaeramia orbicularis (orbiculate cardinalfish)
Lineage: Eukaryota; Metazoa; Chordata; Actinopteri; Kurtiformes; Apogonidae
Gene: dnajb2
Product: DnaJ heat shock protein family (Hsp40) member B2
Exons: 11
Coding region: 373-1314 (313 amino acids)
Molecular function (GO): Hsp70 protein binding
Source: RefSeq, a predicted model, not a curated record
CGCGCGCAAGGCUCAGAACGGCGAACGGGCCGACGGGUACAAACACUCACACACAUAUACACACACACACACACACACAUACACACACAUACAUACACACACAUAUACACACACACACCGCCUACUGACGGACUGGACCGGUUGUUUCACCCGUGGAAAGGACCGCAGAAAGGUGACGGGAACUGCGGUGACGCGCGGCCGGAUACAUGUGCGGCGGUGGCGGACAGGCGCACUGAGGAAACCGGGGGUGUCACGAUCGGCGUGGGAGCGCAUUCCAAAAAAAACAAAAAACAAAAACCAACCCACUUCCACUGAAAACUACCCUGCUCGGCUAUUUGCUCAGACGGGUGGUGAGGAGAGACCUGAGGCAACAUGGUAGAUUACUAUAACAUCUUGGGAGUGUCCAGAGCAGCAUCCCAGGACGACAUCAAGAAGGCGUACAGAAAACUGGCCCUGAAAUGGCACCCAGACAAAAACCCAGACAAUAAGGAGGAAGCAGAGAGGAAGUUUAAAGAACUGGCAGAGGCCUAUGAAGUUCUGUCUGACAAAAGUAAACGUGAUGCUUAUGACAGAUAUGGAAAUGACAACAUGCGACACACAGGUUCCUCAAGCUCAGACUUUUCUUCAGAUUUGCCAGGAUUCACCUUCACAUUCCGGAACCCAGAGGAAGUGUUCAGAGAGUUUUUUGGUGGCCAGGAUCCAUUCGCUAACUUCUUUGAUGAUUUCUCAACGUUCGGUUCAUCCUCACGCCUCGGCCCCAGUCGCUUCUUCUCUUUUCCUUCAGCAGGAGUCGACUUCACAUCCUUCUCUACUUUGGGUGGUCUGGAUGGGAUGGACAGCAUGGGUGGAGGGAGGAGCAACUUCAAAUCUGUGUCUACAUCCACUCGGGUUAUAAAUGGAAAACGCACAACCACAAAAAAGAUAAAGGAGAACGGACAGGAACGAAUAGAGAUCGAAGAGGAUGGUGUGUUAAAGUCUGUCAUGAUAAACGGUGUGGAGGAUGAAAUGGCUCUUGCGCUGGAGCUGAGCCGAAGAGAAGGCCGUCCCCAUGUCUCACCUCAGAAACCACGUCUCCAGCAAAACAGAUCUCCCGCCGAGUCCCGCUCCAGCCCUUUCUCUGCAGCCACGCAACGGUCAUUUAGCUCCGCCCCGUUCUACAACUACGGCGGGACCGUGGGAGGCAGCGAGGAUGAUGAAGAUGACGAAGAGCUGCAGAUGGCUCUGGCAUGCAGCCUGUCAGAAAUGGAGGCCCAGCAGAAUGCGGCUGCCACCGACUACAUAUCAGACUCAGACUUCGAGGCCUUCACAAGCUAACCUGAUUGGCUCAUGCUGCUCUGUGCCCUAACCCUGCCCGGAGGUCAAAUUUCCCUUGAUGCACUUGUCUCUCUGCCCACCAUGGCUUCUACCUGCUGAAUGACGUUUUACAAAACAAAAUUGUAUUUUAUAUGUAUGUGCCUGAGUGUGUCUAGAUUCUGGAAUGAUAGACUGGAAACUUUGUAUUUUGAGACUCACAAAAAAAAAAAAAAAAAAAAAAAAAAAUCUCUGCAUGACAGUGUUUCAUCUGGACUUUUCUGGAAAACUGUAACAUAAUAGAUAAUUGUACACAAGGAAGGAAAUGAUGAUUGUGAACGUGGAGGCAAAAAGAAACAUUCUUUGAAAUAUUUCAAGCAGAGAAAAUAAAGCAUUUUCUGCUUAA